AUGAAGGAAGGUGGAGCAAGCAGUGCUGCCUUGGACAAUCUCAUGGGCAUGAUCGGUCUCGAGAGCGUCAAAGAGGAGUUUCUUUCGAUUAAGAACAAGGUCGAUACAUCAGUUCGGCAAGGUAUCUCGCUGUCCAAGGAGAGAUUCAGCUGCACGCUGCUAGGUAAUCCAGGCACUGGGAAAACCACGGUCGCCCGCAUCUACAGCAAGUUCUUAACGUCUGUAGGCGUCAUCGCCGGCAGUGCGUUCAAGGAAACGUCUGGUUCAAAGCUUGCCCACUUGGGUGUGGGCGGGUGUCAGAAAAUGUUGGAUGAUGUUCUCGAGGACGGUGGAGGCGUCAUCUUCGUUGAUGAAGCAUACCAACUAUCGUCCGGCAACAGUUCCGGAGGCCGUGCCGUGCUCGAUUUCCUGCUCGCAGAGGUUGAAAACCUCACAGGCAAGGUGGUUUUCAUCCUCGCCGGGUACGGCAAACAGAUGGAGUCGUUUUUCGCCCAUAACCCGGGAUUUCCCAGCAGGUUUCCUGUCACCAUGAAGUUUGAGGAUUAUAGCGACGACGAGUUAAAGGUUGACCCUCUCUUUUUCACCAAGGAGGACCUCAUUGGGCCAGAGCCGGCGAGCGCGCUCAGCAAGUCUGAAGCCUGGAAUAAGUUGCGAAGUCUCAUUGGACUUUUCUCAGUUAAGGAGUCGGUCAAGGCCCUGAUCGACAGCAUUCAAACGAACUAUCACCGGGAGCUGGCCGAGGAACCGGUGAUCGAAUACACCUUGAAUAGGGUCUUCCUCGGAUCGCCGGGCACAGGGAAGACGACCGUUGCCAAGCUGUACGGUCAGAUACUGGUGGAUCUUGGUCUCUUAUCAAAUGGCGAAGUGAUUGUGAAGAGCCCCUCAGACUUCGUCGGCGCCGCACUCGGCGGCUCCGAGGCUCAGACCAAGGGCAUCCUCGCAUCAACAGUAGGCAAGGUCCUCGUCAUCGAUGAAGCUUACGGUCUAUACGGCGGUGGCGGCUCUAUGGGGGGAAGCACUUCAGACCCAUACAAGACGGCUGUCGUUGAUACAAUUGUAGCUGAGGUCCAGAGUGUCCCCGGAGAGGACCGUUGCGUCCUCCUUCUUGGCUACAAAGACGAAAUGGAGCAGAUGUUCCAGAACGUUAACCCUGGACUCAGCCGAAGGUUCCCCCUGGCGUCUGCUUUCAACUUCGAAGACUUCAGUAGCCCCGACUUGCGGAAAAUUCUCGACCUAAAGCUCAAGAAUCAGGGAUUCAAGGCUACAGACCAGGCAAAGCAAGUGGCAAUCGAGAUGCUGGAUCGUGCUCGUAAUCGGCCCAACUUUGGCAACGCGGGCGAGGUGGACAUCAUCCUCAACGACGCGAAGGCUCGCCACCAACGACGCCUCACGUCUAAACAGACAGAUCAAGUCUCGACACUUGAGGCCCUCGACUUCGACGAGAACUUCGACCGCGCAGAGAGGACAGAGACGAAUGUAGCGAAACUGUUCGAGGGCACCGUUGGAUGUGAGAUGAUCGUUGCCAAACUCGAGGGCUUCCAGCAGAACGUUCGGUCUAUGAAGGAGCUUGGCAUGGAUCCAAAGGAAAACAUUCCGUUCAACUUCCUCUUCCGUGGACCGCCAGGAACUGGCAAGACUUCGACUGCGAGGAAAAUGGGGAAGGUCUUUUACGACAUGGGCUUCCUUGCCAAUGCCGAGGUUGUGGACCGCUCGGCGACUGACCUCAUCGGUCAAUACGUCGGGCAGACAGGACCCAAGGUCCAGCAGCUCCUCGACAAGGCUCUGGGCCGUGUUCUGUUUGUGGACGAAGCUUACCGUCUUGCCGGUGGAGGUUUUGCCAAGGAAGCCGUCGACGAGCUUGUCGAUUGCGUCACCAAAGACAAGUACAAGGGCCGACUGGUGAUCAUCUUGGCAGGCUAUGACAAUGAAAUCAACCAGCUGCUGUCCAUCAACCCAGGCAUGUCUAGCCGUUUCCCUGAAGUCAUCGACUUCCACAGCCUCAGUCCCGAGAACUGUUUCAACCUACUUGUGAAUCUGCUCUUGAAGCAAAAGCACAAGCUAGAAGCCAAAAAGUCCACGAACAGCGUUGUGGUGGGUUGCCUGGAAAACCCUACCCCGAUGUUCAAAGCAGAGGCUAUCAUCACGUUCAAUGCUCUUUCCAAGCAGUCUAGCUGGGCAAGUGCACGAGACGUUGAAACUCUUGCAAAGUCUAUCUUCAAUGAGGCCCUGAAAGCACGACAGGGAGCUUGUAUUACCAUUUCAGAGGUAACCGUUAAGGAGGAGCUGGAUAAGAUGCUUAUGGAGCAAGAAAGCCGGAACCGGCAGGCGAACGCGACGAAUCUGGCAAAUUUCCAACAUCUUCAGAUGCCACCUCCGCCCCGAGCACCAGACCGCAUUCAGACUCAGCAGUCGGUAAAGACAAAUACUGUUGAGGCAGAAGAAGUGGAAGCUUCUUCUGCAAUGGAAGAUUCCCCAGCGACCCCAGGAAGCAGCUCGGAAGAAGACGGCAAUCCUUUCAGGAAGCGUGUUGUGGUUCGUGAUGCUGGUGUCAGCGAUGAGGUCUGGGAGCAGCUCGAGCGUGAUAAGAAGGCUCAGGAAGAACGGGAUGCCAAGUAUCGAGCAUUGCUGAAGGCUAAGAAGGAUGCGGCGGGUGCUGCUCGAGAGAGAAUUCUUAAGGAGUUGAUCGAAGAAGAGGAGCGGCGGAAACGAGAGGAACAGGAACGAAAGAAGGCGGCGAUGAUGGGAAAAUGCCCGGUGGGCUAUGAAUGGAUCAAACAAGCUGAUGGAUUUCGCUGCGCCGGAGGAUCGCACUUCAUUUCGAACGAUCAGAUUGCGAGAUCUUGA
Molecule: messenger RNA, 2844 nt
Organism: Colletotrichum karsti
Lineage: Eukaryota; Fungi; Ascomycota; Sordariomycetes; Glomerellales; Glomerellaceae
Exons: 4
Coding region: 1-2844 (947 amino acids)
Molecular function (GO): ATP hydrolysis activity; ATP binding
Source: RefSeq, a predicted model, not a curated record